Messenger RNA from Leptomonas pyrrhocoris, 798 nucleotides. RefSeq lists its product as hypothetical. Bases 103 to 798 code for a protein of 231 amino acids. The record is from RefSeq and is a predicted model, not a curated record. Lineage: Eukaryota; Euglenozoa; Kinetoplastea; Trypanosomatida; Trypanosomatidae. The transcript has a single exon.
GAUCUUUCUUGUUGGUAUUACUGCUGUAGCUCUCUUGAAUUGCACACUCUAGCAUCCACACUUCUGCUCUCAGACACACACACGCGAAAGGAAGAAGAAGGGAUGCGAUCGCGUGCUUCUCGUUAUUCUGGCGUGACGGCGGCACUUCUUUUGGUAGUCAGUUUUGCCGUUCUUCCCUUCUCACCGAACCGCAUUCUCGGCUUUGGCGGCGUUCUGCUAGCCGAGGCUGCCGCAAAGACCCGGACCUGUGCAGAGCUGUCCGACCUCUUCAACUACGGCGUCAACAAGUUCCUCUUUGACAGCGGAGGCGAAUCCUACUUCACGGACGGCCAGUAUUUCUGCGCGGACACGGCUCCUGCGCAGUACCGCUGCAACUGCGACCUCUCCACGACGUGCAAAAGGAGUCUCGAUCCGUGGGGGCGUAACAUCGGUGUGUGCGGCUGCUGUCCAGGCUGGAUGAUUGCCUGCUUGACUCUGAUAUGCCUUGUUUUUGGCAUCUGCAUCGUCGGCAUCCUUUAUGGCAUGCUGUUUCAGGGCUGUUGGUGGUGUGACGGGUACGAGAAGCCGACUGGCUCGCUGAUGCCACGACGGGGGCCUGCCGUGACCUGCCCGUCCACGCGACCGCUGCCAGAUAACUUGUUCCGUGGUUACGUGUCCACUGAUUUCACGAACGCAGCCCCCUCGCCCGCAGAGGAGAACGCGGUGCUGUCACCAGCCGGAGGCAGCAUAGGACGCACAGCGGAGGGUGGGGAAAGCAGUUUAAGCGCCUUUAGCGAAGCAGCGAUGACUUCCCAAUGA